GAAUUCGCUGGUGCAGUGUAGGACCAGGGAGAAGAAACUGGACUGAACGAGGGCAUUGCACGGGACAUCGACUGUACUAUCAGCGGGAUUUGCAAUCGUGUUGAAGGCAGCGUCCGUGGACCAAAUUGAAGUCCGCGGGCAAUUUGUAAUCUUGGCUUCCAAAAUGAAGGAUCGACCUUCUGUGAUGGAUCUGCCGGAUUUGCCCAAAGGCGAGCUGCCGGCUCAUCUGGAAUUGCAGCGUACGCGGGUCGUGUGUGCUGCUGAUGCCCCUUCUUAUACUGAGUCGGUUCAGUAUUCGGGAGCGUACAUGGCUUUUGGGGUGGACAACAGUUUACGUUUGGAGGAUUUUAAGAAAUCUUUUAAGGUUGAAGUAAAAUAUAUCAACGAUGAUGAUAUGGAGUUUGAUAUGAUUGGAAUCGAUGCCGCGCUUGCCAAUGCUUUUCGGAGAAUCUUACUCGCAGAGGUGCCCACGAUGGCCAUAGAGAAAGUUUUUAUUGCCAACAACACAUCGGUCAUCCAAGAUGAGGUUUUGGCUCAUCGUCUUGGCAUGAUACCGAUAAAGGCAGAUCCACGUCAUUUCGAAUAUAAAGCAGAUGACGAAAAUGCCAACGAGAAGAACACUAUUGUUUUCAAACUUAAUGUGGUUUGUACUCGAAAAGGAGAUCGCGUCAACAAUGCCUCAGUGAAGUCGGAGCAGUUAAUAUGGUUGCCUGAAGGAAGUGAGAUGCCUUUCGACACGAAGACAAAGUUCACUGCUUUUGGUUGUGGUCAGGACAAACUUCCUGAAUUUGCAAGUAGUCCAAUAUGUUCCCAGUAUCCAGAUAUUACUAUUGCAAAACUUCGACCUGGUCAAGCAAUUGAACUUGAGUGUCAUGCCAUAAAAGGCAUUGGGAAGACACAUGCGAAGUGGUCGCCAGUUGCCACAGCAAGAUAUAGAAUGCAUCCAGAGAUUGUACUAACAGAAGUUCUAGAAGAUGAUCUUGCGGAGGAGCUUGUUGCUAAGUGUCCAGCGAAAGUUUUCGAUAUCGAAGACUUGGGAAAAGGGAGAAAAGGGGUAAAAGCUGCGAGACCCAGGGAUUGCACUCUUUGCCGAGAGUGCGUAAGGGGUGAAGACUGGGAGAAGCGUGUGUCUUUGCGGCGCUUGAAGGAGCACUUUAUUUUCACAAUAGAGUCUACUGGAUCUCUCCCUCCGAAUGUGCUUUUUACUGAGGCUAUCAAGAUUCUUAUAGAUAAGUGUCAACGGAUAAUUGCUGAAUUGUCCUGACAGUAAUCGAAAGAUUUGUAAAGUUCAACAUAUUCAUUCUACACAAAUUACAGGUUUUUCCGAUUAUUUCAUUCAAAAAUUUGUCACAUUUGCGAAGGAUUGUCUAUAUUCGAUGAAAUCAGAUGUCUUGUGCGUUCGGAUACUCGACACACUA
Molecule: messenger RNA, 1418 nt
Organism: Marchantia polymorpha subsp. ruderalis
Lineage: Eukaryota; Viridiplantae; Streptophyta; Marchantiopsida; Marchantiales; Marchantiaceae
Source: the annotation of a GenBank genome assembly